Messenger RNA from Microplitis demolitor, 2897 nucleotides. It is a transcript of the gene ath, whose product is annotated as ATP-dependent RNA helicase DHX33. The transcript is spliced from 7 exons. The coding region runs from base 703 to 2772 and encodes 689 amino acids. Gene Ontology annotation, molecular function: RNA binding; ATP binding. The record is from RefSeq and is a predicted model, not a curated record. Gene Ontology annotation, cellular component: nucleolus; intracellular anatomical structure. Gene Ontology annotation, biological process: positive regulation of transcription by RNA polymerase I. Lineage: Eukaryota; Metazoa; Arthropoda; Insecta; Hymenoptera; Braconidae.
AGCGAGUUCGGCAGCUCCCCGACGUAGCGAAAGUACACGAAGCUUUUAAAAAUGAUUAAGCUCGUGACUGAACAAUGACUUAUUUGAGAAUUAUUAAUAAUUUACUUUCUGUCGUCACUUGUGUCAAGUCUUUUUAGCCGGUAUUAUUUUGGUGGCAUAAAUUUUUGAUUCUUUUGUCAACAUUUUGGUGUCUUAUCGAUAGGUCAAAAAACAGCCUCAAAACUGCUAUCUUAUAGAUGUCACAAAACCGAAUGUUCUACUUGGGCUGGUCCGUACUCAACAAAUUCUCAAAUUUUAGAUUUACAUUAAUUUAUUAAUUGAUUGUCAUCACAGCGAUUUUUUCAACUUCCGGAAAAAUGCAUAAGACGAAUAUCCUUGGAAGGUUUUUAUUAUUCGAGUCACAUAAAUAUUGGAAACGUAAUUAGAAAUCUAAAAUCCGGAAACUCGGUUAACAUUGCUGUCCCUUCAUUUUUUAGAACAGAAAUUUAAAAAAGCUUAAGGCUCGUUCUUAAUUGCGGAAAAUAGUGAAACGAAAUGUGGGUGAACAUGUGAUUUUAUUUUACACACACGCAUGCAACAUGUAACAGCUGUAGUUUUGAUGAGCAUCGAAUCAACACGUGUGUGUGACUGUGUGUGUGUGUCGUACACAAAUUCUAAAUAAGUUUAAAAAACUUUUCAUAAUUAUUAAAUUUAUUUUAUGUCAUGGGUGUCCAUGAUAACGCAGAUUCAAAAUAUAGUGUAAUUAAUGGUACAAAUUUUUUAAAAUUUACACCAAAAAAACCAACACUUGUAAAUUUUGGAGAAACGUCGAGUAAUAAAGUAUUAGAAAAUGAGACAAAUCAAAAAGAUAAGAUUUUAAAUGAUAAAAGUAAUAUAAAUGUACAACAACAACGAAAAUCUUUGCCUGUUUAUAAACUGCGCGAAAGAUUGUUGGAAGAAAUACGCAAAUACAAUAGUGUGAUUAUUAUCGGGGAAACUGGAAGUGGAAAGACAACGCAGAUACCUCAACUUUUAUUGCAUAGUGGUAUUGUUGGUACAUCUGGAUGUAUUGGAAUUACUCAGCCACGUAGAGUAGCGGCAGUUAGUGUAGCCCAUCGAGUUGCUCAAGAACAAGCAGUUGGAAUAGGCAAGCUUGUUGGCUACUGUGUACGUUUUGAAGAUGUAACUAGUUCACAAACCAGAAUUAAAUUUUUAACUGAUGGUAUGAUGGUUCGAGAAGCAAUGACUGAUGAAGAUCUAUCAGACUACUCAGUUAUCAUUCUUGAUGAAGUACAUGAAAGAUCUGUUUCAACGGAUGUACUUCUUGGGGUCGCCAGACGAGCACAGAAUAUUCGAAAACAUAAAGGCUUACCUCCUUUGAAACUUAUAAUUAUGUCUGCAACGAUGGACGUUGAUAAAUUUGAAAAAUAUUAUAAAGCUCCAGUAAUUUAUCUUGAAGGCCGUCAGUACCCCAUAAAAAUGUUUCAUGCGAUUAAAUCUCAGGAUGAGUAUGCAUUUUCGGCAUUAGUUACAGCGUUCCAAAUUCAUCGUGAAGCACCAGCAAAUGAAGAUAUUUUAAUAUUUUUAACUGGUCAAGAGGAAAUAGAAGCAGCUGUAGUUGCAGCAAGACAAGUUGCAAAAGAAUUAAACGGUAAAGGAUACCCCAACCUUAAAGUAUUUCCACUUUAUUCGGCACUUCCGACUAAUCAACAAUUAGAAGCAUUCAAGAGUUCAGUAAUCGGAACGCGAAAAUUAGUUUUAUCGACCAACGUCGCUGAAACUUCAGUCACCAUAUCAGGUAUUCGACAUAUUAUUGAUACGGGUGUGGUAAAAAUUAGGACACAUCACCCAACAACAGGAUUAGAUAUACUUAAAAUAGAAAAAGUUUCUAAAGCACAAGCAUGGCAGCGUACAGGACGAGCAGGGCGUGAAUGUGCUGGAAAGUGUUACCGAACUUAUACAAAAGAAGAAUUUGCAGAAAUGCGAGAAAUGCCUAUACCGGAAAUUCAGAGAUGUUCAUUAGUUGGAGUUGCUUUACAACUAUUGGCGAUUGGAAUUGAUAUUACAACGUUCGAUUUCAUGGAUAAACCGCCAAAAGAGGCAAUUGAUGUCGCCAUAUCUUGUUUAGAAAAACUUGGAGCUGUUAAAGGUUAUCCACCACAUUUAACAACACUUGGAAGAACAAUGUCUCUUUUUCCAUUAGAUCCGCGUUUUACUAAAGUACUUCUUGCAUCAGUUGAACAUCAAUGUCUUGAUGAAGCACUUACUGUAAUCGCUCUUCUUUCUGGUGAAUCUGUAUUCACAGAACCUCCAGCAAAGCGUGAUCAGGCUUUAGCUGCUCGUUUAAAGUUUGCUUCUCCUGAGGGUGAUCAUAUAACAAUGCUCAAUGUUUUCAAAAAUUACACCAAUGAAGUAAAGAAAAAAGUUUGGUGUCAAGAUAAUUACUUACAUCAUCGAAAUUUAGAAUAUGCUAUUGAAAUAAGAGCACAAUUAUCUCGACUGACAGAAAGAGCAAAUUUAGAAAAGUCAACUUGUGGAUCUAAUACUGAACUUUUAAGAAAAGCUCUCUUAGAUGGUCUUAAUGAAAAUUUAGCAGAGUUACAAAGAGAUAAUACUUAUGUCACCCUGGCUACAAGACAACCAGUUACAAUACAUCCUUCAUCAACUCUUUAUACAUCGAAACCUCCUCUAGUUUUAUUCACAGAAGUUGUAGCAACGGGAAAAUGUUAUAUUCGUAAUCUGUCUAUAAUAGAGUCGUCUUGGCUUAACGCUAAAGUCGUGAGUGAUAAAUAACAUAGAAUUUAUAUUUAUUAUAAAUUUUUACAUAUAAAUGUAGUAUAAUCUUUUGUAUAAUAAUUAUUGUACACAUUAGGAAAAGUAAAAUAAUAACUUUACUUUUUAGUUAAUAAACUAUAAUU